Messenger RNA from Myxocyprinus asiaticus (Chinese sucker), 809 nucleotides. RefSeq lists its product as uncharacterized. The transcript has 3 exons. The record is from RefSeq and is a predicted model, not a curated record. Lineage: Eukaryota; Metazoa; Chordata; Actinopteri; Cypriniformes; Catostomidae. Bases 17 to 661 code for a protein of 214 amino acids.
UAAUAUUGACCACUAGAUGAGGCUAUUCGACAAAUAUCAUGGAGGAAGCGGGGGCCAGGUGAACAGUCCAAUACAUCGCUGGGCCACACUCCCAUCACCACAUACCCCCAGUGCCCACAUACCCCUUACUACGCCACCCCCCCCCCCCAGUGUGGGGAAACACUGGUGGUGUUGUUCCGGACUGUGGCUGACCCAUUGCAGGAUGGCUUUCUUCAAAUCGGAAUACUCCAGGAGGUUGGCAACCAGGAGUUUUUGUGCCGCGAGUUGGGCUUCCCAAGACAGCAGCAGUAGCAGAUGGACUGCCCACUUCAGGGUUCUGGCUGUGUGCUCGAAGAGCUCCAGGAAAGCCUCCGGGUCAUCCUGUGGUGUCAUCUUAGCGAGCGUCACAUGGGGUCCUGCUGCUGCUGGGGUUGCAGCUGAAGCCCCCUCCUGGGGCAGCACGUUCUGCAACAACUGCCAGUCCUCCACGUGGGCCUGUUGGGGCACCUCAAAACGCUUCUCCUGCUCCUUCAUCAGCUCCAUUAGGGCCUGGUGUUGUGCUUGGUGGAUGCUGGCGAGGGACUUGAAGAUUUCUUCCAGUGGCGAGGACAUCAUGGCAGCAUAUUCUUCCUCCAUCCCGGGUUUCAGCACCACUGUGACAAGGUUCAUUAACUCUGUUUGAAGGAGGAACCGUGGGCCAGGUGAACAGUCCAACAUAAGUUUUAUUAUCACACUGUUCAGUACUUUUUAUGACAGCAUGCAUGCACACACACAGCUUCGUGCACCUCUCUCUCUCUCCCUCCUGGCGGUCUGGAUUGCCGUUUUUAUCC